AUGCCAAUCUUCCCCACGCCUACGCCCGGUUCUGCCUUGACCGACUUUAUCGAUAUUACAAAUGCUCAACUUUUCGGGCAGCAGUUGGUUACCAGCCAAAGUCCAAAUACAACUCUCAGACUUGAGCUCCAACACCUCCGAGAUUUCGCCAGCGAGAUCUUAAUGCAAAGAAUGGGCUCGUUUUUGCGAUUCCUCGACGUCGCAUACACCGUUAUCAAAACGAAUACCGCUUACGGGUACCUCCAGUACAAUGGUACCAUGAGCAGCAAAGAAAAGGAAGCAGUCUGUGAGAGCUUUUUGAAGGCGUCCAAACCAACCAUUUUGCUUAUCACCAGCGGGGCUGGUGGUGUUGGUUUGAAUCUGCAAAGCGCGUCCAUCCUCAUCCAAACCGAGGUAUGGUGGAACAAAAACACGGAGCGGCAGGCGUAUGCGAGAAUUUAUCGCCAAGGACAAUCCAAGCAAGUCAAAAUCUUUCGCCUACGUGGCCUCAACAGCGCAAUCGACAAAACUAUUCUGGAUUGCCAGAAACGAAAGACGUAUACGAAUGAAAAAAUCAUGCGUCUUCUUGUUAGACGCCACGACGAUCCCGUCGUCGUCCCAGAAUUUACGCCAUGA
Messenger RNA from Talaromyces rugulosus, 615 nucleotides. RefSeq lists its product as uncharacterized. Bases 1 to 615 code for a protein of 204 amino acids. The record is from RefSeq and is a predicted model, not a curated record. NCBI's taxonomy places the organism in Eukaryota, Fungi, Ascomycota, Eurotiomycetes, Eurotiales, Trichocomaceae. The transcript has 3 exons.